Messenger RNA from Sordaria macrospora k-hell, 1473 nucleotides. RefSeq lists its product as uncharacterized. The record is from RefSeq and is a predicted model, not a curated record. NCBI's taxonomy places the organism in Eukaryota, Fungi, Ascomycota, Sordariomycetes, Sordariales, Sordariaceae. Gene Ontology annotation, biological process: transmembrane transport. Gene Ontology annotation, molecular function: transmembrane transporter activity.
AUGGUGUCGUCCGGUCUUCCGGACGAGUUCCCCUCGGGCUUGCCGCACCGAGAUAUGAGCGAAGUCGAACCUCCCAAGGACCAGCAACAUCCAGUAAAAUGGUACCGCUCAUCAAUGUUCAACAUCACCAUUGUCGGUCUCUGCAGUUUCUCCUGCCCCGGCAUCUGGUCCGCCAUGAACUCCCUCGGCGCCGGCGGAGCCGCUUCCCCAAACCUCAUCAACGCCGCCAACGCCAUCACUUUCUGUCUCAUGGUUCUUUCGAGUUACCUGUCCAGUGCCUUGAUGUACUUUGUUGGUGUGAAGGGUGCUUUGAUCUUUGGGUGCAUCGGAUUCGCCCCCUUCGCCGCGGGCCUCUACACCAAUAACCGCUACGGAAACGAAUGGCUCGUGCUCCUCGGCGCCGCCCUCUGCGGCAUUUCCGCCGGCGUCUUCUGGGCCGCCGAGGCUUCCAUCGCCAUCGCCUACCCGGAGCCGUGGAACCGCGGCAAAGCCCUUGGGUACUGGCUCUCCUUCAAGCUUUUCGGGCAAAUGUUGGGAGGAGCCAUCAACCUCGGUCUCAACGCCAAUAACGACAAGGCCGGGCAGGUUUCGUAUACCGUCUUCCUGGUGUUCAUCGCCAUCCAAGCUGCUGGCCCGUUUAUCGGGUUCUUUCUUAAUAGCCCUGAUAAAGUCGAAAGAAAGGACGGGAAGAAAGUGGACUUGACAAUUACCCAGAAUCCGUGGUUGGAGAUUAAGGCUACCACGAAGCUUUUUUUUACGAAAAAGUUCCUGUUGUUGCUCCUCUGGAUCGGCAACGCCGUAUUUUCCGAGUCUGUGUUUUUUACUUACUUGGCGAUGUGGUUCUCCGUGCGCUCGCGUGCGCUGGGGUCGCUGAUGUCAGGUAUUGUUCCCGUUAUCGGCGGGAAUAUUCUGGGCUGGUGGCUAGAUCGGAAUAGCAUCUCGCUGAAGAUCAGGAGCAGGGUAGCGUUUUGGACGCUGGUCGUCAUCCAGGGCGCGUGGUGGACGUGGGCAACGGUCUUGGUGACGAGGUUCAAGGAGACGAAGCCGACUUUUGAUUGGACGACGCCCGGGUUUGGAGCGGCGUUUGGGGUGUUUGUGUUUUUGGCUAUGGGGUUUCAGCUUAACUAUCUUUUCUUGUACUUCAUUGUUCACAACAUUGCGGAAACCGAUGAGGAGAUCAUCCGCUAUGCUGCCCUCAUCCGCGGCACCGAGUCCGCUUGGGAGGCUCUCAGCUACGGACUUGAGUCUUUGACUCUGUUCACGGAGGCUGGCGGUGUGUACAUGAGCUUUGCCAUAUGGGCGGUCGCUAUUUACCCUGCUUGGCAUCUUCUCAGACAUUUUGGCGUUCAUCGACCGUUGGUAGGAGAUGAGUCGUAUCCAGCGAGCAUUGAAAGGGUGGAUGAAAAGGGUGUUAUCAGUUCUGGGACAAGUUCGGGUGAUGAGGGCGGUAAUGAGAAGACGGUCAAGGUGUAA